This is a messenger RNA of Closterium sp. Yama58-4, 690 nucleotides long. Lineage: Eukaryota; Viridiplantae; Streptophyta; Zygnematophyceae; Desmidiales; Closteriaceae. The record is from the annotation of a GenBank genome assembly.
AUGAUCACAGUACCGAGGCACUUAAAAACGAGUCCCAUGAAGCACCAGCCACAAAGGGCGUUCGGCUUCCGCGUCCUCCGCGCCAUGCCGUCCGCCGCGGAGACUCUCGAGAUGCGCGGAAAAUUCUUUCUGAUGGAGCGCAGCAACGGGCUAGCCCCCUCCUCCACUGACUGGGAGAGCUUCGGUGUGGUGAAGAGGCUCGGGGCACGGAGCGUGACGGUGGCUGUGUCGCCCCACCUGCUGCCGUGGCUCUCCGCCAGCGCCGCUGCCAGCCUGCGGCAUGGCUCCUGUGCCACCCUGCUCGACUACCACUCCACGCAAACCAAGUUUCAAGGCACCAAGCAUUUGGACAGCAUUGUGGAUGAGUAUGGAAGGACUGUGCUGCACGUUGCUGCUCGCGACGGGGAUGAACUUGUGGUGCAGGCGCUAUUGGGGUUGGGUAUGCCUGUUAGCGUGCGCUGCAACAACCGCAGCACACCCAUGCACCGAGCAGCGUGGGGGGGGACACGUGGCGUGCAUGGAACUGUUGAAACGCUACGGAGCCGACAUCCUUGCUUGCACAAAAGAAUGCUGGACCCCGCUGCACAACGCAGCGAGGCAGGGCAAGUGGAAGGCAGUGGAGUGGCUGGCGCAGCAGGGGAUAGACCCCCAGCAGGUGGAGACCAACCCCUCGCCAGGGGUGCUCCCUGA